UACUCAUUGUCAGGAGGGAAUAAUCAAACAUUCACUGUGUGUUGUUUAUUCAGUUAACACACUAAACGUCGAAAGCACAUAUACAUCUAAAGGCACACUUAGGGAGGAGUUUUAUAGAAACAUCCUGAGUUGGUGACUGGACUGUGAGAUAUUAUGAUAAGGAAGAACACUAAAGAGAAGAAGUCCAGCAGUCACAAAGAAUCAAGGAACUCUGUAGAUGGCUGACGGUCUCUCCACCUUGUGAUUUCUGGAGCCUUCCUGUACUAUGCUCAGUCUCAUCAAGCUACCUCAAGUGUUCACCAUCAACCAAGUUCCAAAAGUCUUCCAUGAGGAUGGCAUAAUUUCAGGGUAUCGCCACCCAUGCAGCUCUGCCAAAGACUGCGUGCUUAGUCUUUUCCAGCUAACAAAUGAAACCCUCAAUAUUUGGACUCAUUUUCUGCCUACAUGCUGUGCUCAUACCUUCAGUACCAUGUCAGAACGAGCCAGGCACAUCUGCUUCUUCUUUGAUUAUGGAGCACUCAGCUUCUACAUCCUUGCAGGGUCUGCCAUCACCUACUCUUACUCAUUUCCAGAUAAAUGGGUUAAUAGCACAUUUCACAAAUAUUAUGUUCCUAUAGCUGUUGUCAACUCUGUAAUCUCCACUGCACUGGCCUGCUACUCAAGGUGUUCUGGGAAAUUAAAUCAGAAACUCUGUAAAUGUCUAUGGAUAAUCGCCUUUAUCUAUCCAUAUCUCUUUGACAACAUCCCUCUCUUUUAUAGAAUCUUUGUGUGCAAUGGUGAGGGUUGCACUGUUAAUGAGGCCAGUACUGUUCACUGUCAGCACACGUCAUUGGCUGUCCUCACUGGCUUUCUUUUUGCCACACACCUGCCUGAACGCUUGGCUCCUGGCAGUUUUGACUACAUAGGCCACAGUCAUCAGCUUUUCCACGUAUUCGCUAUUAUUGGCACACAUUUCCAGAUGACUGCCAUUGAACUUGACAUGGCUACAUGAAAGCAGUGGCUUCAUGCUCAUUUGCCACCAGUCACCCUUUCAAACACUGUGGGAGCCGCAUUCUUUAGUGUGGUCAGCGGCCUUUGUAUAGUAUAUGUCUUCAGUCUGGGACUUUUCUCUACUGGAGGUGUGAAGGACAAAUUAAUUUGAAUUGUGACAUUUGAUAAGCUUACUCAGGGCAGCUAAGUUAGUUACCCUUAAACCUGAGUAAAUAUAUGUUGUAUAUAUUGUAGCCAUGUGUUCAAUGGAAAAAAUUUCAUGAAUAG
This is a messenger RNA of Sinocyclocheilus anshuiensis, 1257 nucleotides long. Its product is annotated as membrane progestin receptor gamma-A-like. The transcript is spliced from 8 exons. Gene Ontology annotation, cellular component: membrane. The record is from RefSeq and is a predicted model, not a curated record. NCBI's taxonomy places the organism in Eukaryota, Metazoa, Chordata, Actinopteri, Cypriniformes, Cyprinidae. Bases 266 to 991 code for a protein of 241 amino acids. Gene Ontology annotation, molecular function: signaling receptor activity.